Messenger RNA from Colletotrichum aenigma, 954 nucleotides. RefSeq lists its product as uncharacterized. The record is from RefSeq and is a predicted model, not a curated record. The transcript has 4 exons. NCBI's taxonomy places the organism in Eukaryota, Fungi, Ascomycota, Sordariomycetes, Glomerellales, Glomerellaceae. Bases 1 to 954 code for a protein of 317 amino acids.
AUGCCGUUCGAUCACCCGCCAGCGCCGCCCUUCUACGCCAUCGGCAUCACACUAAAACUCAUCAUCCGUCUCAACAUCACAUCUCUCAAAGCCUACGACGUGCUCUUGUUGAUAUCUGUAGCUCUGCUAUUUGUACAGACAUCAUUCGUCAUCACGGCCUGUAAUCACGGACUUGGACGUCACCAGAACGUUCUUCAACCUAACGAGCUCAAAGCAUUUUAUAAGCUAUUCUACGCAUCAUCCAUCUUCGCAGCUGCUACAGCAGCGACAACAGAACUGUCGCUGUGUCUGCUCAUUCAGUCAAUCAAUAAACACGGCAAAUUCAACAUUACCAAUCACCUACUUUUCGGUGUAGUCAUUGCCUGGAUGGUGUCUGGCAUUACAGCCGAAGCUCUUCAGUGCUCACUUCCGAGACCAUGGCUUGCCAUCAGCCUGGAAAACUGUCCUAGGCGAGAGGUUGUCUACCUCUACAACGGCAUAAUGGACAUAUUCACCGACGUCAUACUCUGCUUCCUUCCAGUCGCAAUGAUGAGGAAGGUCCAGACCACAGUGAAGAGAAAGCUGUUGGUCAUCGCUUUGUUUGGGACUCGGAUCAUUGUUCCUAUUCUAUCAAUCCCUGGACUCAUCAGCACGCACAAUAUCGUCACCGACUACACUGACAGCACUUGGCACGCUGUACCGCGCGUCAUCUGGCUGCAGUACACACUGGGCCUUUCUGUGAUGACAGCCUGCAUCCCGAGCCUGAAAGGAGUCAUCGACAGUCUCAUGGGCUCGACGUCUGUGGCCACAAUUCAGGCACCCUACCAGCUGACCUCGUCAGGCGGGGAUGAGAGCGGCAGGCUCCACGCCACAGCGAUCGUCGCAGGAACCAACUCGCGAUAUGGAUCACAUCUGACGAGUGGAGCUGCGAACUCGAGAGCUACACGAAGCAAAUCCUUACGCCCAUCCGAUUAA